CUGACUUAGGAGUGACUCCGCAAUGUGUUUAGCUGCAUUAGUAGCCAACCGAAGCUCAUUGGCUAGCUGGUGCAGCUACCUGCAUGUCGGUGUCGUACGCUCAGCCCAGCAAAGCUUCUUUGGGACGCAUGACUUAUUGGACAAAAUAUGUGACUCUCAGUUUUACUCUUGUUUGAGGUGCAAAAUGAAAAUCUCCGUGAGGAGAAACCGCUUAUUUUGAGCCUUUGAUUAUUGCGAUAUAAAAUAUUGUCAUCUAUGCCCGGUAGCCACCAGUGAUGGACAAAAAGUAGAGUUAAUCUCUUGUAGUCAUGUGAUGGGCUAAAGCCUGCUGAGAUAAGUUGAAUGCUAGCAUGUGAACAGUUGGUAUGCCAACAUAAACAUAGAAAGCUACACAGUAAAUUGAUAAGCAUUUUACUUUGUGCCCUGUGGUCAAAUGCUAUUUCAAUAAUAAUUUUUAACAUGACUAUAGUUGGCAUGCUGACAAAGCAGCAGUAUCAUGACACAAGAAAUUUCCUUGAAUAUUGAACUUGAUGGCAUUUGAAUUGAACGAUUCCUCCAGACACUGGAUUUCUGUUAUUGAUCGUCGGCUCUUCUGAACCCAUUCCCUCGCAGUCCUCAUUCGGGGGGGAAAGACCGAAUGACUGAAAUUACAUCGCUCUCGUGGUGAACUAUUUUGAGCUCCCAAAAGAGAGCGACACAGGGCAGACGUCAGUUUCUGGUGACACGAUCAUAUUCAGUGUGGUAGGAUCUGUCUCGCCCUAACACGUCCACAGCCAUUUUUUUUUCUUACUGCUUGGACACUUCGUGAGCUUAACGAGGAGAGGUGGAGAAGAAUGCUGUGCGCCACAUCUCCAGAUCUGGAGCCAGAUGACAACACAUCGUUCUACAUUCUAAAUGUGGGGCAGCCCCCAUCAGUGGUCACGAACCACCAGUCAAUCAGCCUCCCCCGACAUGGCAUGCAGUCGCACUCCCCGCUCAUCAGCACUUCACCUCGCCUUCAGUCACAUAAACAAGGACCCAUGCACCUGACUUAUGAGGCACAGGACUCGAAGUAUGGCACCUCCCCCUUACUCCAUUCCGCCCCAGUGGAGGCACCAAAGGCCUUCGAGUGCCCCAGUAUUCAGAUUACCUCCAUCUCCCCGAGCUGCCAGCAGGAAAUGGAUGCCAAUCAACAAGCUCUGAGGCCAAAUGGCCCCGAUAGGGAGUACCACAGUGAGAGGCCUCUAUCCAGAGACCACCUGUAUUUGCCUCUCGACCACUCGUACCGGGACUCCUCCCUCAGUCCGAGCCCGGGCAGCAGCCUCUCAUCCAGGAGCUGGUUUUCGGACGCUUCCUCCUGCGAAUCAUUUUCCCACGUCUACGACGAUGUCGAGGCUGAGCUCAAUGAAGCCGCCGCUCGCUUCACCCUGGGCUCGCCGCUUACGUCGCCGGGGUGCGCCUCCCCACAAACGGGCGUCGGCAAUCUGGAGGAACAGUCGCAGUGGCAGCACCCUCACCCCUCCUUCGUCCAGCACUCCCACUCCGUCACGCUGUCACCUCGACAGUCCCCCUGCCACUCGCCGCGCACCAGUGUCACUGAUGAGAACUGGCUUAGCCCACGGCCACCUUCUCGGCCUUCCUCGCGUCCCACCUCACCCUGCGGGAAGAGGCGCCACUCCAGUGCCGACAUAUGCUAUCCUGGCUCCGUGUCACCACAUCAUUCGCCCUCGCCCACGCCGGGACCUUCACCUAGGGGCAGUGUGACAGAGGACACGUGGGCUGGAAGUCCAUCGACAGGAAUGUCACCUUUCCAGUGCUGCCAAUCUGAGGUAGACAUCCCAUCCAAGACGAGGAAGACCUCACAAGACACAACAGCCAUGCAGCCCUCGUCAAAAGCAGAGUUGGGAAUAGAUGACAAAGGAAAUAUGCUUCCUAAUCUAGACUCGCCCUCAGAAGAGGCUCUCCAGAGCCUCAAGAAGGAUGGGCCCGGGGAGCAGUUCCUCUCGGUGCCCUCCCAUUUUUCAUGGAGUAAACCCAAGCCCGGACACACACCUAUAUUCAGGACCUCCUCACUUCCUCCCCUAGACUGGCCGCUGCCAAGUCAGUUCGGCCAGUACGAACUGAAGAUCGAGGUACAACCCAAGGCGCACCACCGAGCACACUAUGAGACCGAGGGCAGUAGAGGAGCUGUCAAAGCGGCAUCAAGUGGCCAUCCCAUUGUCAAGCUGGUUGGCUACAGUGAGAAGCCUGUCAACCUGCAGAUGUUCAUCGGAACAGCAGAUGACCGUUACUUGAGGCCGCAUGCUUUUUACCAAGUGCACCGCAUCACCGGGAAGACUGUGGCCACGGCCAGCCAGGAGAUUGUGAUCACCAGCACCAAAGUUCUGGAAAUUCCUCUCCUGCCUGAAAACAACAUGUCCGCCUGUAUCGACUGUGCAGGCAUCCUGAAGCUACGGAACUCAGACAUUGAACUGCGGAAGGGGGAGACGGACAUAGGAAGGAAAAACACACGGGUACGCGUGGUGUUCAGGGUUCACAUCCCUCAGCCGAAUGGGAAGGUUCUGUCGCUACAGGCGGCCUCUAUUCCUGUAGAAUGCUCCCAGCGUUCGGCUCAAGAGCUGCCACAAGUUGACAAAUCCAGUCUGACCAGCUGUCUGGUCUGUGGGGGAGAGGAAAUGGCCAUUACUGGGAGCAACUUCUUUCCAGAGUCCAAAGUCAUCUUUUUGGAGAAAGGCCCUGAUGCGCGGCCACAGUGGGAAGUGGAGGCCAAAAUCAUCCGGGAGAAAACUCAAGGCUCAUGUAUUGUAGUGGAAGUCCCUCCUUACCACAGUAAGACUGUGAGCUCCGCUGUGCAAGUGCAGUUUUAUGUCUGCAAUGGAAAACGGAAAAGGAGCCAAUCCCAGCGCUUCACUUACCUUUCAGUGAUGGUGAAACAGGAACACCGGGAUGAGCUGGACCACCCCGCUGUAUCUGCCAUGUCCAUGCCCCUGACACAUGCUGGCAGUCUGGUGCGCCCUCAGCUGCCUUCCCCCGAUCAGGGCCACCCAUCGGAUAACCUUCUGUCCACCUCCCCGCACGGUCUGGCCUCGGGCUCGGGACCCGUCCUGCUGUCCCUGCAGGCUCCCUGCCCUUCCAUAGGCUCCCCAUCCUUCCAGCACCUGCCUCACCUCCAGGGUCGCAGUUUGCACCACGCUCCCGUUGACUGCCACAUGACGUUCCAUCCGAGCUCCUCUCCUGUCCCACUUCCUGCCUCCCCGUCGCCCUCGAGGCCCUCGUACCAGCCCAUGCAGCGCAACCAGAGUCACACUCACAGCCUGUCCUUCAACGGCCAGUCAAGCCUUUCUCCUCAGAGCUAUGACAGGAUGCCUUUCCAGCAAAGCCCCAGUGCUGCGUCACACCCGCUGGGCAUGGGGAUGGUGUAUUCCUCCUCCCCCUGCUCGUCCCCGUCAACGCCUGUGUCGUCAGGCCCCAUCGCGGGGUCCCCGCAAAGCCACCAACCCCUUCUCGCUCCCUCGUCCCCACACCUCCACACGAUGGGAGGCUACCACUGCUCCCCGAAUCCCACUCAGGUGCCCUCACCUACUGGCCCCCCACUCGUGGGGCCCCACUCUUCUCAGCUUCAGAGGGCCAUGGGCUACCACCCAGUGAGUCAACGCUCAGCCUCCUGCCCUACGCCGUCCACUGCCCCUCCUCCGCAUAUGAUCCCGUCAGCCCAUUCCGGGCCUUCUUCCCCUCAGCUCCACUCGCUGCCGUACCAGUCUCCUACUUCCUCUUCGCCAGGUAACAGUCCCUUGGGCCCCUUGCAGCAUCCGCAUUCAGGACAGCCUUCUCCUCAGGCGGCUAGCCCGGUCAUGGCCGGCUUGUCCCCGACUGCUGCUGGGCCUUUGGUGCACCCACUAAGCCCCCAGGGGCCAUUCACGUCGGAAGUCGAGAGGCUGAACAUCAAAGAAGAGCCGGAUGAUAGGGAGCCUACCUUCCGCUCGAUAGGCCUACAAGACAUUACACUGGAUGAUGUGAACGAGAUCAUCGGCCGAGACAUGUCGCAGUCCCCCAGUGGCCGUGGCCCCGCCCGAGCGGCCCACGGCGCACAGUCGUAGCUAAAUGGCCAGACGGCAACCAGAACACCUGGAUACUUCAACUCCCACAAUGCAACACCUGUCAGGAAAGCUCGAUAUACUGUAUACACACAUCAAGAGCAUCAAUGUGGGUGAUUUUUUUUCACAAAAUCACCCUUUUUGAAAUGAUCAAAGCAUUUAUGAUCCCAGUGAGGAGAAGCUCAACAUUCCGCAACUGUCAAGCACCUGUACUUCUCUGAUCACUCACGCCCCCUGCUGUCUAUACAUGUAACUGCCUUACGAUUUAUUAUUUUAUUAUUCUUAUUGUAGAAAUAUAGAUGCCAUAAGAUGGCAGCAAAUCACAUUUUCUGUUAGAUAAGCAAUGACCCAGCUCAAUAAAGCUCCACCCCUCACUUCAACAUAGUAGCUCGGCACCAAUAUGCCACCAGAUGGAGCCAAAGCAACGUCUUUAUGUUAGACUCUGGCCUGAGCACAAAAACAUAAAAUAGUUAAAAAAAGAAAAAAGGCAAACUCGUGAUUAAGCGGGUUUCACUGUAUUAUUCAUUAUUAUUAUUACCUGUGUAGCAGAAUUGAAUGGCAGCAAAGUUCCCUUUCUAACCAAAUAAAGUGAAAUCUAAGGAGAUACUAUCUUAUUUACGAAAAUAUAAUAUGGCUGCUCAUCUACUCUGCAAUUAUUUAAAGAAAAUCAAUUAAAAGUCUCCCCUGUGUGCCUUGUUUUCAAGAAGACUAAUUUUGUCUCAGUAUUUUCUAUAAAAAACAAUAUAGUCCACAAAAUGUUGUCCAACAUCUAGAUGUGGCAUAUUUACACGAAACGAAAAUAACCGCAGCAAUAACGUUCGAAUUGGACAUUUUUUUCCCCGUCGGCCUUAUGAUGAUAAUGAGUCUAUGCAUUUACCUUCAGCCAAAUAAGCCUUCUCAAACCCGAAAUAUGAAGCCGGUAGAGCAGGGGUGGGCUACCUGUGGCACGUCAGCCAUAAAUGACCCACCGCAGCAAACGAUUCAAUGUCAGUUUUUCCUCUUCAGAAAUUUACUCUGGCCCUUGGAUGUCUUUGAGAACUGAGGAAACCCACCCCUGAUCUAGACCUGAAGACAGCCACGGCCCCAAUUGCGUGUGAGUGUGUGUGUGAGAGAGAGACAGUGAGUGAGUGAGAGUUUAUACCAAAUGUAGUCAAGAAAACUCCUAUUUUCAAGCACACGUGUGUCUAAGGCUAUGCAACUUUAAAAUAAAUAUGACAAAGAAGUUACUUUAACUUCAUAGCAGCAGAAUGAGAAUUUUUUUAGGAUGCCUUAACUCAUUUAUGUCAGUCUGCGUGCUGUUCGAUCGUUUGUUAGUUUUUUUCCAGGGGGCGGGACAAAGUGUUUUUGUUGGUCGUUUAUAAAGCCUCAAAUCAAGAAACUUCGUCCUUGGCCACAACCAAAGAGCGAACAAUACAGUGUGUUCCCACUUGACAAAAACAAACAAAAAAAAACCUGUACUCAACUCUAUUUUUGAUACUUUUUUCAAAUGGAUGUCAUUCCGAAACAAAAAGAAAAAGGUUGGGGACAUGUACUGUGUGCUGAACGUGAUAUAUAUAUGAGAAAUAAAAAGGACGACACAUAUAUGAUAACGUUGACAGCCUUUGCAGCUUUUUUUCCUUUUAUGUGUUACCCAUCUGUAUACAAACCAUUUUGUACAGAAAUUAAAAAAGGGAAAUGCAGGUUUAGCUAAUGUUUACCAAGCCUGGUAUUGUCAACUGUUGUAUAUUUUGUAUGUUAAAGGAUUUUUCUUUUUUUUGUAAUUUUAAAGACUGCAGUGCUUUUGGAAAUUAUUCAAAGGGAAUAACUUGCAACAUGCUUUAGGUUUUGAAAGUAGUGACUAUCAAUAAAACGACAAAAAAAAGUGA
Messenger RNA from Hippocampus zosterae (dwarf seahorse), 5938 nucleotides. It is a transcript of the gene nfatc3a, whose product is annotated as nuclear factor of activated T cells 3a. Gene Ontology annotation, molecular function: transcription factor binding; DNA-binding transcription factor activity, RNA polymerase II-specific; RNA polymerase II cis-regulatory region sequence-specific DNA binding. Gene Ontology annotation, cellular component: transcription regulator complex. NCBI's taxonomy places the organism in Eukaryota, Metazoa, Chordata, Actinopteri, Syngnathiformes, Syngnathidae. The transcript has 10 exons. The record is from RefSeq and is a predicted model, not a curated record. Gene Ontology annotation, biological process: cytokine production; regulation of transcription by RNA polymerase II; calcineurin-NFAT signaling cascade. Bases 834 to 4076 code for a protein of 1080 amino acids.